GCCAGAGCUCGCUGCGGCCGCAAACCCAAUGGGGAGGCGGCGGGUCAUCUCCAUGGCGAGACGCUAUUUGUGUGACGUCACCGAACCCGGAAGCUCUGAGCCGCCUCGGACUGUAAGACAGGUGCCAGUCAGUCGGUCGGUGUGUGGCAGGUUGCCAUGACGACCCUGCUUGUCGGCUUCCUGGCGGCCGCCUUGCUGCUGGGAGUCAGAGCCUGGUGUGUGCUGCGGGGUCACGGCACCCCUCGGUCCAGGAAGAAGGAGGCGGUUAGCCUGCUGGCAGUAGCGGGCUCUGGUGAGUGGCUAGCUGGCUGCCUGCUGGGGUGGCCAAUGGUAGCUCCCAGGCUGCUGUACAGGGACAGUCUCUGUCUGCUUUAUGACCUGCAAAGCAUUAUGGGAGGUGUAGUUGUACAAUAGUUGGAGUUCUACCUUUGGCCAUCCCUCUCCUCCCAGGAAGUGUGUUCCCUGCCCUAACAUAAACCUACACUCUGUUAUUCCUGUGCAAGAACAGUUACAAAAAAAAAUUACCUCCAUAAACUGCCAUAUCAGACUUAUAUUAUCUAACUAUAAAACAUAUACAACGGUAUCAUGAUGAAAUGCUCAUGUUACAAAGUUUAGUAUUCAUCAGUUUAAAGCACCAUAAGGGGUACUGGUUAGGCCAUGCCAAUCUGGCACCUUACCCUGUAAUGAAGGGGUCCUCAAACUCCAACCCCCGAGAUGUUGCUGAACUACAACUCCUAUGAUUCUCUGCCUAUCUAUGUAAUUCAAAGAAUCAUGGGAGUUGUAGUUCAGCAACAUCUGGGGGGAGGGGGGAUGUAAUUCAGCAACAUCUGGGGGGUUGGGGGUGGCGGAGUUUGAGGACCCCCUGCUGUAAUGCCUGGACAUAGCAGUGAAUACGACACACCUGGAAAGUGUAUGUGCUACCUGGAUACACUUAGAUGUUUUGGUUUCACACAAAUGUUUGUUCGCAUUAAAACAAAAAAAAAAAAGAUACACAAAAACCAAGUGCAGAGCUGAAAAAAUGUCAGGACUUGCUCCACAAAUAAUGUGAAUAGAUUUAUUAAAUAGGUCACUAGUAUUUUUCCAGUCUCCAACAAAUGGUGCUGCACACACUGAAGCAAAGGGAUAAUCCAAUGAUGCCUCACAGACCCUGGGGUCUAUAUAUCCCGUACAAUUAGUAUACAAAAUUGAAAGAUGUCUGGGCGACUUUAAGGUUAGAUCUUAUAGUAGACUCAAUAGGAACAGAUGCAAUGUUUUGGCUCCCAGUCAGAACUUUUCUCAAUUGGAUUUAAUCUCAGAUGUCAUGGACAUCUUUCAAUUUAGUAUUUUUCCAGUCGACUGUAUAGUAGUGCUGCUAUUGUUAUAGGACAGAUCGGUAACCUUGUGCUAAGUGGGAGUAAAGUAAACGUGGCCAAUCUGAAGGUUUUGUUUUAGUGAGUGAAAUGCAAAAUGCCAUUUAAGCCAUAUACUUGUUAUAAAUAACCAAGAAUAUUGUAAAAAGCAAGUUCUUGCUAUCAUGUUUCCUGCUAAUGACAGGGUAGUGUACAAGACAGAAGUCCUUCUGCUAUCAGUGUGAUGGAUACUGGUUUACCACACAUGUUUAUGUUUGGAAGAAUAGGCUACUGUGCAUGCAUUAUAAUCACCAUUCCCGUUGUAAAGCGCUGCAGAAUAUGUUGGUUAUAUUACUAAUUGUAUUUAAAAAUUGUAUCUGGGGCUCUACGGUCUGCUGCUGGCCUUUUUCAUGUGCUGACUCAAUGCCUAAAGUCCAAAAGGUAGAUCCCCUGAUGUUGUAGAACCACAACUUCCAAGGUGUUUUGUGGUGCCUUUAAAAUGCAUUAAAAUGACAAAGGAUAAUGGAAGCUGUAGUUUAAAGGCAUCUGGGGAUCUAUAUUUUAGGCACCCCUGUCCUUAAACACAGAGGUGCUGGAUAUUUUGGAAGCAUGCAGAUCCAGUGUACCACUUAUACCCCCUCAUACAUGUAGUUUUUUACACUAUACUGACUGCAUAUAGGUGGAAGUUAAAAUGUUGAGGUACAAAUUAGCAGAAUUUUUGAACAAUCUGGCUAGCAUUUGUAAGCAGUUUGUGUACAGCAAAAUAAUAGUUAAAUGUGAUGUGUUAGUGCAUCUAUGUCAUAUUUUCAAGUUGGGUGAUUGAGUGGCAUUACUUUGACUGCUGAUUGUCUACACCAGAAAGUACAAAAAGGUUUAUUCAUUUUUUUUCGUUUUGUUUUUGCUUGCUGUAUUUGAGCUAUGACUUCUAGAAAAUAUGAAAAGAAGAAAAAAAAAAUGCACAUGCUGCUACUUCUGAUUUCGGGAGAAGUAGUAAUUCUAUGUUGAAUAAUGCCUUCAAAUACAAGGCUGGCUUUGUACAGUGGUUUCUUGUGUAGGAAAAAAAUUGAUUUCACCACUGCUGAUGGUAAACUUCAAACAUUAACACACUUUCAAAGCCAAAACAUGGAACACUGAAAACGGACAAUUCAAAUAGCUUGUCCCUUAGUAGUUCCCUGCACAGUUCUAAUCCUAGUUUUAGCUCACUUUAUUUCAUUACCGAGAGAACCUGUACCAUUUGCCUAGCAGAUUGUUCCCACAUUAAAGGCAGUCUAGAUCUUAAAUGCAGGAAGGUUCCCUCAGUACAAAAGAUAAAGCAACCUCGGGUGAUCGUUUUGACCUUUGUUGGACCUCAUUAGUGAGGUGUUGAUGACAAACACCCUCUAAGUACAAGGAGUCAAUGUCCAGAUUAAACUUUUAUCAUGGGGAGACCUUUGGCAUUUUCAAAUAAGCAAAAACAGACAGAUUACAAGAAAUAAAAAUAACUCCAAUAUCUUGCCCUUUAAUGGAUUCCCAUUAAAGUCAGGUCAAAAAUAAAUUCUCUAUAAGUUAUUAGCAAAGUUUUGAACAUAACAAGGGUUAGUGGGUUCAUAAAUUAUCUACCAUUUAUAUGUAAAAUUCAGUAAUGCAGUAAAUAUUAAAUCUCCAUUUUUCUAACCUGUUAAUAAUAUGUUUGACAUCACUGAUUUGUAAUGCCUUGUGUUUUUACUUUAUAGGAGGGCAUACAACAGAAAUGUUAAGAUUGCUGGGCAAUCUAUCUACAGCAUAUUCCCCAAGAUAUUAUGUUCUUGCAGAAACGGACACCAUGAGUGAAGAAAGAAUACGUUCAUUUGAAAGCACUAGGAACAAUGAAAGCAGACCGCCUUUGGUAAGAAUUAUGCUCGAGUAGAAGGAUUGCGGGUUUUUAAAUACUGUGUUACACAAAACUGAUUUCCAUCAUCACAAAAUGAAUUAAUACAGGAAAAAUAUCCUGAAUUGUCACAAAGUGUAAUGGGGAAUAUCACUUUUUUAGGGUUUUUAAUAUUAUAUUCAUCCAAGCCUUAUUAUUGACAAAUAUGUUUGUGAGAUCUGAAAACUAGAAACAAUGUUUCUGCGUCUCAUAGACCAGGGGUUACCAUCCUGUGGUACGUGUACCUCUAUUGGUACAUUCUAGUGCCUCUGGGUGUAUGCGAAAAGCAAUAAUGGUGGUUCUGACGCCAAUUCAGCCGCACAUGCUUCGAACUGCGGGUCCAUCGGGUGGCCCUGAGUUCCUGAACAUCUGCCAUAAGGGGCCCUGAGUCCCUGAACAUCUGCCAUAAGGGGCUCGGUCGUGCACAGCGUGCUUUAACAGCACAACCAGGCCCCUUUUAUCCAAUGGGAGAGCUGGGAGGAAAACAGUCACUUCCUCCCAGCUCACUCAGAUGCUCACUCAGCCACCUGCACCGGAGGGGAGGACAGUGAGCUGAGAGGGGGUGCCGAACCGAGAGAGCAAGCCCCUAACUCCCACCAGCCGCAGCCAGCAAGGGUGGGACACUGGAGGGUAACUAAAAAUGUUAACUGUAUGUGUGUGUUUUGGGUGUCUGUAUCUGUGUCUGUCUUUCUGCAUGUGUGGCAGUGUCUGUAUCUAUGUGUCUCUUUCUGCAUGUGUGGCAGUCUUUGUAUCUGCAUGUGUGUAUCUGUGUGUCUAUGUAUCUGCAUGUGUGACAUUGUGUGUGUGUAUCUGUAUGUGUGACAAUGUUGGUAUUUGUGUUCCUGUGUAUCUGCAUGUUUGGCAAUGUUUGUGUUUGUGUCUGCAUAUGUGGCAGUGUUUGUAUCUGUAUUUGUAUCUGUGUAAGAAAUUAGGACCCUCUUACAAGCAUAUUCUUUUAGGGAACGUGUGACAAAUAAGACACAAACUCAAGUGUAUAAUAAAAUGUAUUGUUAAUAUUGAUUUAGGAUACUGUUACAGAUUUUAGAAGGAUAUACACAUUAUAACAACAUCCAGUCCAAAACCAAAAGAUACAUAGUAAAAGGGCAAUACUUAAACAUUUAAAUGAAGAUCUUCCCUUUGCACCUUCAUCUUUGGUAGUCUGGGACAGUCUCCCCCAGUUCACCAUUGCACCACUGCUUGCUGCGCUGUCCUCCCCAAAAGAGAAAGAAAGGAGCCCAACCUCCUUGGCGGCUGUUCUUUUAAAGACUGAUUCUUGCAGCCCUUAACUACAUGUCCCAGAAUCCAUUUUCCCUCCCAAAAGUGGUUUAUCCUGCCCUCUUUUCCCAGAGAGUUCCAUCUUUACACAAGUCCUUUUGUUUGAUCUCUCCCCCCCCCAGCUAUACUAUAACCCUAUAACGUUGUGUAAGAAGUGGCCAGUCAGGGUUGGUUUUUGGGUAUGUUGUGAGCAGGCCUGGACUUCUUUUAGAGACAGGGUGGCUUGGGAAAACACAUACUUCCAUGGCUGUACUUAGAUGUUAAUUACUCCAGGUCUCCUGAUCUCUGAUCUCCUGAUAACAUGUAUGAAAAACUGGUUGGCAAGAGAACUGCUGGAGGGAUGUAAGCUUUUGUUUUAGCUGGGUGCUGUAAAAUGAAACUGAAAGCUUUCAUCAUUAUCACACUGUUAUCAAGUAGAUGCCCCCAAGUUGUGAAACUAGUCACAUACACAGAAAGUUAUAUACAAUUAGUGCAGUUUUGCAUAUCAGUUUCUUACUUCUGCAUGUGUGUCAGUGUAUGUCUGUAUCUGUGUGUUUGUGUAUCUGCAUGUGUGGCAGCAUUUGUAUCAGCAUGUGUGUCUGUAUGUCUGUGUAUCUGCACAUGUGGCAAUGUUUUAUCUGUGUGUCUUUAUCUGCGUGUGUGGUAGUGUUUGUAUCUGUAUGUGUCAAUCUGUAUCUUUAUGUGUGGCAGUGUUUAUACUUGGGUGUCUGUGUAUGUGCAUAUGUGGCAAUGUUUGUAACUAUGCCCGUACGUGUGUGUAUGUAAAUGAGUGUCAGUGUUUGUAUCUAUGUGCCUGUACAUCUGUAUGUGUGUCAGUGUAUGUCUGUAUCUGUGUGUUUGUAUAUCUGCAUGUUUAGCAAUGUUUGUAUCUGUGUGUCUGUCUGCACUGCAUGUGCAUCAGUCUGUGAAACUGUGUGCGCGCAUCUGCAUGUGUAUGAGUAUAAAACACUGAUAUAGAGAUCCAGACAUACAGAUACACACAAAUGACAAAUACAAAUGUACAGAAAUCACAGAAACAAACACUGCCACACAUUCAGAUACAUACACACAGAUGCAAGCACAGACACGUAUGCAGAUACAAAGAUACACACACUAACACAAUGAUACACAUUCCUCUUCUCUCUCUCUGUCGGGAUCUGUUCUAGGGCAUGUGCACAGGGUUUGCCUGGGCACACCCUAAUCCCUGCGGCACACGCUAUGUGCCUCCCUCAAAGAUCUCCUUCACGACCCACAGGCAUGGAGGGAAGCAGGAGAGGACCCGGGGAGCUCUUGCCAGCAGCUCCGCCGGGUUCCUCUCGCGAGGUCGGAGCGUUGCCGCGGUUACCGCGGCAACGCUCAGAUCUUGCAAGAGUGAACUCUAGCCCACAGCACCCUUACACACACACACACACACACACACAGCGCCUUCACACACAGCACCUACACACACACACAGCAGUAUAUAUAUAUAUAUAUAUAUAUAUAUAUAUAUAUAUAUAUAUAUAUGUGUGUGUAUAUAUAUAUAUAUAUACAUAUAUACACACAUACAUACAUACAUACAUGCGGCGUGUGUGUGUGCAAUAGGCUGCACACGCCUGUGGAUCUGUUCUUCAUUUCUUCCUGUCUGCUCUAGUUUUCUUUAAAACAUAAGAAAAAGUAGGGCCUACUUUGUUUUAUGGAGGUUUCCUACGCGUGACCAGCUUUCACCAGCGGAGGAGCAAAGUGUGCUUUGUUUCUGGUGAUCAAAGCAAUUUUCCCACAAUUCUCACCUUUGAUCCGUGAUCUUGCGAUGCUUCCUGUCAGUAUUCCCGAACGUCCUGUGACUUAGACAGAACGCCGGCGAAACUACAGAACAGAUCCUGACAAAUAAAAGUCCAUAAUACCCGUCGCACUUUGAAAAUAAAAUAAAAAACCUGAACCAAAAUAUAAAAAAAAAAAAGACUCUAAAAAUGAAUCCAUCUUCACCCAUGGAGGUGACGGCACAGAAUGAGCUCCGCAGGGCGGGGAAAGGCUUAUAAAGGCUUCCCACGCCCUGCAAUUAGGCUCAGAGCACUCUGAUUGGUUGGCUUGAAAUUGGUUGGCUUGAGUGCUCUGUGCCAUUUUACACAGCGUGGGAAAGUUCUUUGGAAUGCUGUGUAAUUUUAUGGCAAGACAGGAGGCUUCAUAUUUGCUUAUCUUUCUUUACUGUAACUCCCAGCAGCAAAGAAAUGGUUAACAAUGUUGUAUGGAAAAAUCAACCAAUCAUAACAUAUCUCAACUACAAUAUAGUGUCAUCAAACUCCUCCCACUUCCUCUUUCUUUGCUGCUUGCCUCCCAGGUGAGUCUGCUCCAAUUACAUUGCCUUACUGGUUUUAGUUAAUUCAAUAUUUGUUUAUUUAAACCUUGUUACUGCAUACAUAGAAUUCAUCUUAAAAAAUUUAUUUUGAUUCAAUCACCUUUUCCUUUAAAUAUUUCCUUUAAAUAUUUCCUCUUUUUCUCACACAUAUAUUAUUUUUUCUUAUUUCCCUGUAUUGGAUUGUUUGUUCCCCUUUAAAUUUGGCGUCCUAACCGGUUUUCAGUGCACGGAGGGUUUUUCGAACCCUGCCGUUUUUCACACAGCUGGCCGCGGCUCUAUUCUCUCAGGAAGAGCCGCGGCCCUAUUCUCUGCCUCUCUUCAGCCGCGGACUCCAUCUCCCAGAGCCGCGGCUGAUUUUUUCCCGCCAUUACCUUCCUCCCGCCUACCAAGCGUCUUCCUAUGACGCGGACCUUUCCCGCCCUUUCAACGGCGGCGAUCUCGCGGCGGCCAUUUUAAACUGCAGUGUAACUGCCAACGGCUCCUCCACUGCGGCGCUAGUUUUUCAAACGAUCAUCCUGUGGGUACAGAACUUUAUUAACUAGUUGUGGAAGGUAGGUUGCUGCCACCUUAUAUCCACCUAUUUUUUCAUUAAACUCAUUAAAAACGAUCACUUACUGAUCUAUCUCCUAUCUGUUUUUUCCACAGGCUUUGCCACACAGGACCAUUUUAUUACAACUCUGGGUGAACCCCUUUCCUUAAGUGGUAUAAUUACAGUGUGGUUUGUUUUUUACCAAAUUUGUCUGACUGACCAUUUUUAUUUUCCUCCUGUGGGUGAACCCCACUUACUUAUUUAAAGUACAUAUUAUGUACAAUAGUUGUGUGGCUGACACCACCUACUGAAUACACUGCUGUGUGCAUAUUUAUGUGGCUAACACCACUUUACUUUAUUUUGUGGGUGACCCCCAUUACUUACAGUACAUUAUAUAUACACAUUAUAUAUAUUAUUGGUGUAAUUUUAUAGUGGUGACCCCACCUCAGUAUCUGUACAAUAUUUCCUAUUGUUCACAAUCUGUAUUAUUGGGUGACCCCCAUUAAUUAUCCUUUACUAUUUUAUUGUGCCAAGCAUUUGUGGGUGACCCCCAUUGUUUGACGUCUCGUGGGUGACCCCCACCUCAUAUUUUUCUAAUUGAGUUGCCUCAUCCUUAAUUGAUACUCUUUAAUCUAUAUAUAUAUAUAGAGAUAGUUGUUAUUAGGGUUCACAUUUAUCUUUAAAUUGUCAUUAUGUCAGAUCGCCAAGACCCUGCGAUCUCUGCUGAACUUAAGGAAUGGCUUUUCUCAACUAUCGCAGAGUCCAUUCCUAAGGCUCUGGCAGCCUACCAUGAACGUAAUCCAGAGGUACACCCCUCUACACAACAGCCCUCUGACUCUGAGGACUCCCAUAUCUCCGACCAAGAUAGCGCCCCGCGCAAAAGACCCUGGAAAGGGAAUAGCGCUACUGCGGGCAAGGGCAAAGCUCCUGCUAAGGUCGUUAAACAUGCUAAGCCCUAUGUUUCACAGGAUGUUACAGACCCUCUAGAGGGUUCUACUUCACGUUUAUCUGGCCAUAUUCUAAGUGACUAUGACCCCAAUUACUCUGAUGAGGAUCCCAUGGUGAAUGUGCCCCAGGAUUCCUCAACAUCGGAGUUCGUGAAAGAAACUUUCCUAAAUCAAGAUCACAAGAGUAAGGUACCUGACUCAGACACCCUCCUGGAUGCUUCAGGCCUUCCACUUUUUGACCCAAGGGUGAUACGCCACCCACGCUCAGCAGAAUGGGCUCCCCCAGAUCAUAUUGCUAAUUUCUGUAAACUGUGGCUUCGCAAGCCCCUCGAAAAAGAAAUCAGAAACAAACUAAGGGCUGAAUGCCCGAGACCUACUAUCCCAGGCAAAGUUGCCUCUACCCCUGAAUUUGACCCCAUGUUGGUCACCUAUUUAACAAAAUCUGGUAAAGACCCUCGGAAGGGUAUUGAACAGGGUUUGAAAGCAACCCAAGACAAAUUAUUGGACAUUUCAGGUCCUAUCAUACAAAUAUUUAUACUCGCAGAUGAGGCACUCACCAGCGGUGAAUUAGACCCGCAUAUUAUAAGAGAAUGGGCGCAGAGAGCCCUUUGCCUUCUGGGCAACGCCAAUACGGCUAUUUCAAUUGAGAGACGCAAAGCGGCACUGUACAAAAUCGAUGCCAAACUAGUGGAUUUGAGCACUAAAGAACUAGGCCCAGAGGCCGAUGGUCUUUUAUUUGGUAACAGUUUCAUGCGAGACCUCUCCAAGCAUGUCUCAGUUUUUACCACACUCAAUAAAGCCCAGUCCUCCCUACGUAGGGUGUUCCGUCCCACUUUUCAAAAUCGUUUUUCUGGGAGAGCUGGUCGCUCAAGGGGCCGAGCUACCAGUAGAGCAGCCUUUUCAGGCUACAGGCCCCGACCCACAGAGUAUUGGUCCACGGGACCCUACCACAGGCAGCUGUUCAACACCAGAGGCUCAAUUCGAGGACGUGGCUCUGCAUCCCUGCGCGGACGCACUGCUUCAGGUAAUGGACCUUGCUUAUUUAAAAACUGUAUCAAUCGCAGGUCGAUUAACAUUCUUUUUCCCACAGUGGAAACUUCUUUCUCAAGAUCUUUGGAUCCUUCAUACAGUCACAGGUUUCAAAAUAGAUUUUAUCACACAUCCAGUUCAAUAUUCUCACCCGACACCCUUAGGGAUGUCAAAAGCAGAUACUCUAACCUUGAACACAGAACUGACAAAAUUGUUACACAAAGGGGCGAUCAAACCUUCGCCUUUCCCUUGCACCUUCCUCAGCAAUAUAUUUCUGGUUCGGAAGAAAACGGGGGACCAUCAUCCCAUUAUCAACCUCAAGGCGUUGAAUCGCUUUAUCACAUACCGUCAUUUCAAGAUGGAAGGUAUCCAUCUUCUCAGGGACUUGCUCUGCAUGGGAGACUGGUUCUCCAGAUUCGACCUCAAAGAUGCUUAUCUGACGGUCCCUGUAGCACCAAGUCACCGUGCCUUCCUCCAAUUCCGUUGGCAGGGCGACAUUUGGCAGUUCACCUGCCUCCCUUUUGGACUUUGUUCUGCUCCAUGGUGUUUCACCAAGUUGAUGAAACCAGUCAUGGCGCUCCUUCGUUCUCAGGGCAUACGUUCAAUUAUAUAUUUGGACGAUAUCCUGAUCAUGGCACAAGAUCAGCAAUUACUUCGCAAACACACACACAUGACCUCUGCCCUCCUUCAAAACCUAGGUUUUGUCAUAAAUUACCAGAAAUCAGACCUGGUACCUUCUCAAAUAGUCCAAUUUUUGGGUUUUCAGAUAGAUUCAGUUCAAGCAACUCUACAAUUACCCUACUCCAAAAUCAAAAACAUAAAACGAGAGAUUCAAAAAUUACUCAAGUCACAACGACCUCGACUCCGCGACCUAGCACACGUGCUGGGUCUUCUGUCUGCAUCAAUUCAGGCUAUUUUUCCAGGGCCCUUGCAUUACAGAGCAAUGCAACGGCUGAAAACCUCCUAUUUACAUCGCUCGACCUCCUACGACCAAUUCAUUUCCCUAACGGACGAAGUUCUUAUCGAACUUCACUGGUGGCUUCGCAAUAUGGAAGCCUGGAAUGGGAAAGCGAUUUUCGGAUCUCAACCAGAUUUUAUUCUGGAAUCCGAUGCCAGCCUACUCGGUUGGGGCGCUACGUGCGCCCAAUCAUACACAGGAGGUCUCUGGUCCCCGUCGGAACGAGCACUUCACAUAAAUUGUCUCGAGCUCAUUGCCGGAUCCUUCGCGAUCCGCAGCUUUGCCAAAGAAGCCUCCAACUGCUCUCUGGUACUUCGGAUGGACAACAUCUCCGCAGUACGAUAUGUAAACCGUCUCGGAGGGUCCAAAUCGAAACUACUGUCAGACCUCACCAAGGAUCUGUAUCAGUUUUGCUUAGACAGGAAUCUGUCUAUUCGGGCCGAGUAUCUCCCAGGACCCGACAAUUUAGUCGCGGACUGGUUCUCACGUCACUGGAGGGAUGCCAGCGAUUGGCAAUUAGAUCCUCUUCUAUUUCACCACAUUCACCUAUUGCGGGGACCGAUCACUCUCGACCUCUUCGCAUCUCGGCUGAAUCGUCAAACAGACGAUUAUUUCAGCUGGUUACCAGACCCUCUAUCCCUAGCUGUCGACGCUUUUCUCCAACAUUGGCCACGGGACGGAGCCUAUGCCUUCCCUCCCUUCUCCAUGAUUCAACGUACUCUCCACCAGGUCAAAUCACAGAGGGUCAAGAUUGUGAUAGUUACCCCUCUAUGGCGGGCCCAGACGUGGUUCCCCACUCUUCUGGAGCUUUCCACAGACUACCCCAUCAUUCUACCUCGCUCACAUCGGGUUCUCAAGAACUCAACGGGCGACUACCAUCCACUAGCUCUACAGGGCCACCUUCAGUUAGUGGCCUGGACAGUUUCAGGGGUGCUUGGCAUGUCGCAGGACUUUCAAGCACUGCUCAAACACUCCUAUGGGAUUCAUGGGCACCAGGAACCAGGCGCACCUAUCUCGCCGCAUGGCGAGUUUGGGUCAGCUGGUGUCUGGAGAGGGAUUUCGAUCCCGUUUCAACAUCUCUCUCAUCCAUUCUAAAUUUUCUAUCAUCCCUUUUCGAUCAGGGUAAAUCAUACCGAUCAAUUAAUAUUUUUCGUUCCGCCAUUUCGGCGGGACAUGACCCUAUUGAUAAUUCCUUAGUUGGGAAACAUCCUUCUGUGUGCAGACUUUUACGAGGCAUUCGUUUGACGAGGCCACCUUCUGCCAAAUACUCUGGCUUCUGGGACAUAUCUCGAGUCUUCGCAUUGUUAGAGUCUUGGCCUCCUAACGAGGCCUUAUCCCUUCGACAGCUCUCUGCAAAAUUGGCCCUGCUACUGUGCCUGGUGUCAUUCCGCAGAGUUUCUGACGUUCACGCUUUUGAUUCACACGCUGUCUCCUUCACACCAGAAGGGGUCCGAUUUACGAUUACUAGGCGCACUAAGACGAAUUCCUCGUCUGUCUUUUACCCAUACUUUCCCGACAGGCCAGCCCUCUGUGUGGCUCUGUGUACUCGUUGUUACACAGAGGCAACUGCCGCCCUACGUUCUCCUACCGGUCCUCUUUUCAUCUCUUAUGUCAGACCUCACAAACCGGUCUCUUCCCCCACUAUCGCUCGCUGGAUAAGAUGGUUACUUAUCCAAGCGGGAAUCGAUAGAUCAUUUGGGGCCCAUUCCGUUAGGGGAGCGGCCGCAUCCUCUGCCUUUCGGGCCGGCAGUUCAUUAGCGGAUAUUUUGUCCUGCGCAGAUUGGUCAAGGGAAUCUACCUUUCGGACUUUUUAUUUUAAACCAACACAAACACAUGCGGCUUGUUCUAUUAUUCGAGAGCGUUAAAACAGCAAAUAUGAAGCCUCCUGUCUUGCCAUAAAAUUAGGGAUUAUUCUAGCUUUUAGUGAACGAAUAAUCUGAAUUUUAUUAAAGACAGGAGGCGAAUAUUUUCCCUCCCUUCGUUCAUUCCGGAACCCACCCUCGAGGUAAGUCUCAUACUCAAUGAUUAAUGUAUGAUACCAUUAUUUACAUACAAACCUGCUAUAUACGAUUUGCUCACCUUGUGGUUAUACACCUAUCUCAUAGAGUACUGAUAGAUCUUUAUAAUCUUGAUUAUUCUGCCAAUUCGUAUGAACUAUAAUUGGAAAUAGGGGAUUCAACUAUAUAUAUAUAUUUUUUCUCUUGUCCGAGAAACCUUACUUUCACGAAGUCUCUCUUUUCUUUUAGUGUGAAGAUCUCAAGUUUAUUCGUUCAACUUUCCGUUUACAUGGUUGACUUCAUCUCGAGUUUCGGCUUCGGGAACUGUUCCGGUUAAAGUUUACAUGGUUGACUUUGCUACUGACUGGCAACAUCAAGAAAGAGGAAGUGGGAGGAGUUUGAUGACACUAUAUUGUAGUUGAGAUAUGUUAUGAUUGGUUGAUUUUUCCAUACAACAUUGUUAACCAUUUCUUUGCUGCUGGGAGUUACAGUAAAGAAAGAUAAGCAAAUAUUCGCCUCCUGUCUUUAAUAAAAUUCAGAUUAUUCGUUCACUAAAAGCUAGAAUAAUCCCUAAUUUGACUCCUAACUCUCUGGUUACCAAUCUGAUUGUUUGUUUUCCCCCCCUCCUUAUUGUUAUUUAGGGCUCCCACCCACCGCUCAUUGGUGGGGGCCAGAGGGAGGACAAUAGGUCCCCCCCCCCCUACAUUUUCAUUUAGGGCCCCAACCGCCACUCAGGUCGUCGUCCCCUUAUUAUAAUUUAGGGCUCGCACCCACUGCUGAGGGGUGUGGGCUGUGGGCAAGGACAAUAGGUCCCCCCCCCCCAUUUUCAUUUAGGGCCCCCACCUCCUGCUCAUGGGUGGGGGGUUGGGGGGGGGGGGACGAUAAGUCCCCUGUUCAGUUUAAUAGCCCCCGUUCGGGAAGGGAGGACACUAGUUUUUUUUUGUUUUUUUUAAAUAGGGAGCAGCCGCUGGCUGCUCACUAUUUACUAAACAUGCCCCUACUUGCAGUAUAGCAAGUAUUAGUAAAUUUGGCUUGAAGACCAAUUUAGGUCUUUCAGCCUUUUGGUAGAUAGCUCCCUAAUACUGUGGGUAUUAGGGAGUUAUCCACUAAGCGGCUGCAAGAUGCAGCCGCGGCACGAAUAGGAUCGGAGUCUCAUUCAUUAGAAUACAAUUCAGAUCCGAACAAAGUCCCGAAUUGCGUCCUAACACGAAAGGAGAAACUGUUCUCAUUCUGUUAGGACGAAAUUCGGUAGUUUCCUUAGCGUUCUGUUUAAGUAACAGUACGUUUGGGGAAUACUGACAGGAAGCAUCGCGAGAUCACGGAUCAAAGGUGAGAAUUAUGGGAAAAUUGCUUUGAUCACCAAAAACGAAGCACACUUUUCUCCUCCGCUGGUCAAAGCUGGUCAAGCGUAGGAAACCUCCAUAAGACAAAGUAGUCCCUACCUAAAUCUAAAGCAGACAGGAAGAAAUGAAGAACAGAUCCUGACAGAGGGAGAGAAGAGGAAUUGAUUAAAGAAAGGUAAGUUCGGCGUGACAGUGCCGCUUCACGUGACCUUUCCCCUUUAAUAAAUUUUGAUUAUUUGUCUGCAGCUAUUUGCUCGGUGCAUGCAUUAUGAAAAAUUACAUGUAUGUAAGUGUUUUGUUUUGUUUGUUUUUUUUAUUCCCAGAGCCUAAAAAUUACUUCACAAAAAUGUUUUUUACGUGUCUUUAUUGAACACAUUGAUCCAACAUUCAUUGUAUCUGUUUAAAAAAUGUGACUAGUAUUAAGUAAUUAGGAAGAGCACAAAACAGGGUGCAAGUGAAUACUGAGAAAGGUUCAUAGGCUUUUCCAACAUUUUUGUGUAGGUGUCAGUGUGCCUGAGGCAUCGUGGGGCAGCAAAGUUUCUUUCUUUGAAACAUUUUAUUUAUUUAUUUUUUUUAUUAUUGUAACUGCAUUAUUUGCCCAAAUAAAUGCUUCAAUGAAUUGCCUUUUGUGAGAAAAGAUAAUGUUUACAUUUGUCACUAAGAAUGCCUCUUGUGGCCUUUAAUAUGACAGCCACUAGAGGCACUUCCUCACUGAAACUUUCAGCUAUUGAAACUCUUCAUAUUUGUCAUCGCCGAACAUUGUUAAUCCCUCUCAUGAAGAAGCAUUGCAUUCAGAUCUUCUCUAUGAGAAGUAUCUUGUUAGCAGAAUGCGAACUAUUACAGUGCAUGUUUUGUAGGGCCCCAAUGGUUCUCUAUGAGUAACAGUAAUGUGACCCAAGACCAAUGUUCAGGAUGAUCUCACGGCUGACAUAGCAGUUGCAAUGCAAAUACCAGGACAUCACUGGACUCAAUCUAAACAUGAACAGGUACACUAACAUUAUUGAUGAAUGUAUUGUUUUAUAACAAAGUUUUCCUUUAAAGGGACACAAUAGUCACCAGAACAACUACAGCUUAUUGAAUUUGUUCUGGUGAGUAGAAUCAUUACCUUGAGACUUUUUGCUGUAAACACUGUCUUUUCAGAGAAAAUGCAGUGUUUACAUUACAGCCUAGUGAUAACUUCACUGGCCACUCCUCAGAUGGCUGUUACAGAUCGAUCCUGGGUCAUGGCUGCCUAAAAAAAUUUUUUUUGUUAUGCACAAGGAUUUCUAGUCUGAUUAGCAAGGAUAAUGUCCAAUCCAUUUGGGUUUGUAAUUCUUGGGACAUUACUUAAAAUGUCGUCUAGAGAGAUUCAGUCGUGCCUCUCUGCUCUUUGGAAGAGUAAUCAUUGGUUUUUGUAGUUUAUCUCAGCCACAUUUGUAAAUAUUUUGAUGCAUGUGUAGCAGGUACCCUCAGCAGAUCUAGGGUGCUUUAUAUGACCUGGAUCAAAAAGGGGUUUACACUGCCAUCUGAAAAGAUAUUAGAUUUCUCCGAUUGUAAAAUUUCUUUUGGGUCUGAGAAAAAAAUUACAAUGAAAAGAUUCCACAUCCUUAUCUGAGGACUGCGAUUCAGAAGAGGAAGAGAUUUUGCUUGAGGAUGUUUUUAUGAGUCUGGUUUGACUCUGAGUGGCCUUCCGAGCCCAUUUAGAAUACUCUGCUGCCCAGAACAGGUCAGAAGGGCCUUGAACGUCUGUCCUCUCUGGGGCGGACUGUGAAAUAACCAAAGACAUUGACUUAGCAACUGAAUCUUGCAUUGAUGGCAUUUCCAUCAUGAUAGUAGUAGACCUUUUAUUAACAAACUCAUCCAGAAAAGUCUGGAAAUUACUUCACUGAGGAAUUCCAUUAGACCUGCUGCCUCAGACUGUUCUUUGUUUGCCAUGUCUAGAGUGGGAAGCAAACACCAGUAAGUACUGUAUGGGUAGAGACUCGCUAAAGAACUGUGUGACAAUUGAAAUUAUAGUCCUUAACUGUCAAGGCGAGCAGCAAAGAACGAUAUAUAUGUGUGGGGAUACCUGUUUUAUGCCGAUUGGGUGUUCAUGUUACCUAUGAUCAUGUUUGGUUGCCCUAUGCUUUUUCUCUUCUACCUACACUGUUGAACCCUUUAACUGCUGUGAGUUGUAAAGAAAGACGAUUGCAUGAUAUGAGCCUCCUGUCUGCCCAAAAAAUUUUUUUUCUUUUUAGUCACCCUAUUGUUGUGCAUUGCAAUGUUUACCACUAGAUGGAGCAGCACGCUCAUGCAUUUUUAUUUAUUUUUUUGUUCCUGCUUUAUGAAUAAGAUGGGAUGUUAUUUUUCGUUAAACAUAGCUACUUAUUUCAAUGGUUUAGGUUCUUGAAUUAAAACCAUUUUUGGAGACAAACUAAAAUAUUAAAUGGGCUCUGCGUUUUGGGCGUCCUGCUGGGAAUUAUUUUGAACAAUGCUAUGCAAGUAUAGAAAGUGCAGAAUUGCACACAUUUGUUUGUGCUUACUAAGAGUUGUAGAACAACAAUAAGGUCACUUGAGCCAUAACCUGCUACAAUGGUUUUCACUGACCAUCUGCUGUCUGGUAAGUGACUGCUUAAGGAGGUUGGGAGCUCCAGAACAGGAACAUUUCUGUAUAUUUUUGUUGCAUUCUCUCUCCAUUUUCCAACCUAUUUUUUCCCAUUCCUUUUCCAGCACUUUUAGCCCUUUUAUUAGUUUAUGGAUUAGCAAUUAACCACAUAUAUAACAACAAUAUAUUACACAGAGAGCACCCAUCUACUAAACAACAUCUAGGUCUAACAUGCCCCAUUCAUCAUCUGUACAUUAUCAGUCAAUUGUGCCGCAUAUAUCUAAUGCCUAUAUUGCUGUAAGUAUUCAGUCAAAUAAAAUACUCUGCAUCUCAGUUAUUUAUCAUACAGCUCCAAUCAAGUAAGCAGCAUCUGUCUAUCACCCAUCCAGCCAAAUAAAUACACAGAACCCCAUACUUUCUCCAUAGUAUGCCAAUCUAUUAUACAGCAUAAACGUGACUCUAUCCAUAUAUAACCCUCAAAGCACCAUGUAACUACCCUCAAACCACCAUACAACUGCCUGAUAGUUCAUGGGCAAGAAGAUGUUACAAAGUACCCCUCUGGAGGCAUGUUUGUGGUGUUGUAGGUGACAUUUGUUAUUUACUGUUUGGGUGUAAAUGUCUCAUGACACUUUCAAGGUACGGUGCUAGGCCAUUUGCGCUAGUUGUUCUAGGCAGAUGUGAUAUGCUUACCUUACUGGAAACCUCUUGACUAAUGUAUUUGUUUAUCUCUUUUAUUUAAUAGUAGGUGUGUCCUAAUAGUUUUAAAAUGUAGGAGUAAGUCAACAACCCGCCUGUCUUAAGACAGAAGAAGUUAUGCUCCAGAAUUAUGCUGAAGUAACCUAUUCAGAUACCCUCUAGCCUUCAAACUAUGUUCCUCCUCCAAUCUCCAGCCUGACAAAGGGUGGUUGGACAUAUUCAGAUUUACUCCAUGUGCUGGGGUAGUAAACUCACCAGAAAAUGUACAGAUUUAAAAUGUAUAGUUUUAUUAAUGUUUUUUGUAUUUUAUAUUACCGCUUUAAUAGUAUGGAAUCCUAUGCUAAUAGCCAGGUCUUUAACAUUACUCACCACUGCAAGCCUGGAGGGUUCAUGGCCCACUCACCAGGAGAUGAGUAAAGUAGAGUUUUCUGUCUAUCUAAUUAUUUUAUUAAUUAUACUGGUUUCAUUUUGCAUUGUUUGCAGUAUUCCAUCCAUCGCAUUCCAAGGAGCCGUGAAGUUAGACAGUCGUGGAUCUCCUCUGUUUUUACCAGUAUAAAAUCUGCGCUACACUGUUUCCCUCUCACUGCUCGGUUGCGGCCAGAUGUGGUAUGUUCAAAUCUAUCAUAAAGUUAUUUAAUUUUUAUUAAUGAAUGUCAUGUUUAAAGUGAUUGGACUGCAAUAAAUGUUCUGUGUCUAUAGUGUUAUAUGUAUGUUUUGUGGGGGUUGUUUGCAGGGUUCGUGUGGGGGCUCUUUACUUAAAUGAAUUUGUUAGAAAAAACAUUUUUUGUUCUCCACCCCUCCCCCCUUCCCUUCCUCAUGCCUACCAUUCCCCUGACAGGUCGGAAAGUGGGACAAAACAGGGGAAUAAGUAGACCGGGAACUCCAUGGUCCAGUGGCCGUAUCGAGUUCCAUGGAGUUGACGGUUAACUACUGCUAAGGUCGUUCAGGAGACAAAAUGACUGCCGUUUGCCAGGGAGCAUGCCUUUGGUAAUAUGUUUGGUAGAGGGGAAGGUACAGAAACAGGGGGGCUGUGAAUAAGUUUUUUAGAGAACAGUAAGGGUACAAAGAAAUGGUCCGCCACACAUGCAUAGCACCAGAACACUUCCCUCCUCUCCCCCCCUCCAGCCCUUUAGCUUCCCUCUGAGUUCUUCUGAAUAUUAUUUUUCUAAAAGUCUCACUGGACCUAAUGUUCUCUUUCUAAUACCACAAUAUUGAUUAAGACCUUUCCGAUUCAGAUUUUUUUUCUGCAAAUUAAUUUAGCAUUCUAAAAUUGUCUUAUGUUUUGAUCUUUUCUUAAAAGCCUGGCACUGACAAUAAAGUAAUGACAAAAAAAAAGUUAGUUUAUAAAAAAAAUAAAAUAAUAAUUUUGUGUGUGUUAUUCGUUCAUAGGAGGUUUUUUGUUGUGGUAUUUUGAGCAAAGAAAUGUGGAGGUUCCUGUUCUUUAAUGUCGGAUAAUAUCUUGAUAAACAAAAGUACUUAAAAAUAGCAUAAAAUAAAUAAAACACUUCCUCUCAAUAAACUUAAAAUAUUUCAAAUCAGUUUACUAAGUUUUCCUUCUUCUCAACCAAGAGAACAUUUUGUUCUUUGGUGCCCUCAGGUUUUGGCCAGGUUGGCUACUGAUUUAAUAGUUAAUCGGUGAAUUUCUUCUCGCCAAGGCUAAAAAACUUUUCACCAAUGGUUACUGGGGAUAUUUUGAGCUAUGCACUAGACCACUAAACAAUUAUGGAAAAGCUCUCUCUACUGGCUGAUACUUAUUCAUUUAAUUUAACUCUGGGCCUCUGGUAACCAUGGUGACUUCAAUCUAUGUUUAUUUUCAACAGUCAAUUUCCUCAAAAUGUGAAUUGACCUGCAAUGUAAACUCCAAGAUGGCAUAUAAAAUGCUAAACUCACUGCUGUCAUACUUUUUUCAUAAAUGUCAUUUUCUGUGCACAUUUGAUUUCUGCUACACUAUCUGCCCAAUUUAGAAAUAUCCAUCAAUAGUGCACUUACAAUGGCUGAAUAAUAACAAUUUGCAGAUCCCUGCUGUGAAUAAAACUACAUACUUUGGUUCACAAACAUAAAUUUUUUGGUUCGGUAGAUAAAUCUACCAAACACUGACCACUCCCCCGCCCCACCCCCUGCACAUUAAGUUCAAAGAAUACCACAGGAAUAAGUGCUCUCCCUGUGUGGCUGCUGUUCGUGUAACCGUACAACACGUGCUGGGGAAAACGGCAGCCAUCUUUUUACAUGAAAAGAGGCAGCGGGACUUGGUCCCCGGAGUGUGCAACCGCUUUCUAGAAGCUCAAGACGGCGCUGAGUGAGGCACCUGUGUUGGCCGCCCCAAACCAUACUAAAAAGUUUCUUGUCCACACAGAUGCCUCCAUGUUUGGACUGGGAGCCGUGCUAAGUCAAGUGAGGGAUGACGGAAUGGAGCACUCGAUGGCAUAUCUCAGCCGUAAAUUAUUGCAAUGCCGUUGGGUUGUCCUGGCAAACGGAGUUGGAACCAUGACUGACCUCACCGGACAUCCCCUAGCCAUCCCGGCAGGGUCUAGGCGGGUGCCGCUCCAUAGAACUAGGGGAGAGCAAUGUGAAGAAAACGGGAAUUAGUGCUCUCCCUGUGUGUCUGCCGUUCGUGUAAGUGAACAGCACGUGCUGGGGAAAACUGCAGCCAUCUUGUCGCACGAAAAGAGGCAGCAGGACUUGGUUGUCGAGUGUCUGGAACUCCAAGUCGGACACUCGACUCCGCAAAAGCUACCAAUGAGCCAGGGGAACCGUGCGUGGUUUUGUUUGGUUUGGGACCAAAAUUGACUGACUGCUACUCCUGAAACUAUGGAACUGUUUUGGGCAAGCGUCUCGUGAGCGGUCGGUCAAAACUUUAUCCCGGUGGCGAUUCGUCUGUUUUUGUGGGAUCUGAGCGCUAUCUGGACAACUUGGUAGCUCAGAUCCAGGCUAUCCAGGGAUAUGACAUUCAUGGGGGUUCCUAUAAGUUUUAUGUGUAUUAUGUUGAAAAAUUGACUCAGUAAUUGUGGCAGUUUCUAUAGGCGUGUAUUCCUGUUGUACCCUUCAUCUAGUCUGGGCUGAUGUUUCAGUAUUCGUCUGACUACCUGCUGGAUUUACUUGUAUGCUGUAAUUUAUUCUGGAGAACGUACGAUUCAGCACCCGAACUGCAAGCUAUAAUCACCAAGUAUCUAGCAGUUCGGGAGGAACCAAACUGACGGGUAUCUGAAAUACCAGCGUUCGUUACACCUGCCGCCCCAGAGUAUCAUCCGUACCAGAAAUCCUCAGCACAAUAAAGUAAUAACUUGUCUGUCUCACAGUAGUAUACUGCAAAAUAUAAUAUGCGUGCACACAGGCCAUGAUUAAGGUUAUUUUGUCAAAACUUAUUUCUGCUGCAUGUUUGCAGAAAUUAAAUACUUUACUGCAUGCUUCCACGAGGCCGUCCAAUUACUACUGUUUUUGAUGCCGUUGGAUUUCUCACAGCCCCACUAUUUCUUAUAAUAUAAACUGAAUAGAAAUUACAGUAAAAAUAAUUAAACAAAUUAAAUAGGAUUUACUGCUUUAGAAAUAAUCCCACUCAGAACCAGGCAACAGAGUUAGUCCUCUUACAACUUUAGUAUGACCGCACACUUGUAGAUAGCGUUGUAACAGACAUAAACUCAUAGACUGUCGAGACUUUAAUCUCCUAUUGCUGCAUGGAGUCUCCAAGAUUGCAAAUAUGGCUAAAACAGAGAUUAUCUAAACCUUGUAUACUUCAAAAACAACCAGAUAACCAGAGAGCUGGCUCUCGUGUCACCCAGUGACCCUGAGAAUGACAUUUACACUAUGUUGUGCUGUGAGAUUUAUUAGUUGGCAUAAAGAACAUACUGGAAAAAUCCAGUUGUUGUCAAAGCUGAGUCCAUAAUGGCAACUUGUUCUGUGUGCUGACAUUUGGAAAAUCUUGAUCUCCGGUGUUGUGGGUAAUAAUUAUCUACUGUGCCAUUCCCAGCAUACUCGAGUUCUGGGGGAGACAAUAGGUUUUUAUUUAGAAACUAUAAAUGUAGCCGUUGUCUUGAAAUGGCAAAAAGGAAAAAGAAUUAAAAAAAAGUCCUCUUCUACCCUCUCUGUACCCUUAGAUUCAAAGUGUUUUUGAAGUAUUUUGUAGAUAAAAGCAAUAAAGCGGUAUUGAAGGUCACAGUUUAAUGUACACAUCUAAACGUUACUGAAUUCACUGGUUAUUGAGACAUUCUGGGGUACAUCUAUCAUUCUUUAAAUGCAUUAUCUAGAUUAUCAAUGAUCUAAAAAUGUUGAAUAAUGCUUGUGUUAGCAAUUAUGAAUGAGUCCCGCUUCAUCAAGUAAAUGGAAACUUGCUGUUAUCACUGUCUUGCAUAAAUGCUUCCCUUUCAUUUAUUUUUUAUUUCUUUGCAUCAAAAUAAUCUGCCGCUUCCAUCUGUAUUUACAACUACUCUGUGCCCAUUGGAAAUAUACUAUAUUCUAUUUUCUUGUAAGUACCACAUUGUGUAAGACAGGGGUGCCCAAAAGGUAGAUCCCUAGACGUUUUAAAACUACAGCUUCCGGGGGGCGGGGCCUGACAGCAGAGCUAGCUGGACGUGCAUGCAGAGAGCUCUGACACAAACGAGAUUUAAAUUGGCUAUUACUGGCCAAAACCUUGAACUUAGCAGUCCUGCUCAACAAAAAAUCAUCACUAGACUGCGUGGAGGCUCGUGGACAUCUGUUUUGUGAACUUUUUUCGAGAAAUACCACACUCCACAAAUGCGGCCUAGCACGGACAGCAGCCUCAUGGUUGGGAGAGGCGGCCGAUCCCCCGCCCUGGGGACCGCUACAAGCAGCAGCUCACCUGGCAUCCCGCAUCCCCCCCCUCUGGACCGGUGGGGGUCAUCCCGGUCCCCACUGGGGAAUCCCACAAACUCACCACAAGGGACUGAUCUGCUGGAGGGGAGACCGCGGCUCGGGCCCAAAAUGGCCGCCGAGCAGCAAUCUCUGCAGUCUCAAGCAAGCCCUGAGAUCCAGACCUGGAGAGAGCACUUUGAAGCCCGCUUUGAUCGAAUCUGCCAGGAAUUCUGGAAGCGCAUGGAGCAUAAAGCCACCCAUUCUGACCUACCUGCUAUGAAGGUGAAGGAGGCUGAAGCGGCAAUUCACCGAUCCAGUGCCCACGCGGAGUUGCGCCCAUCUUGCCGACGGGCCCGCCGGCGGACUCUCCCGACACCGAACCGAAAAGCAGCAUGCCAACACCGACCACUCUCCUUACCACCUUGCCGCAGCUUCUAUGCACGACGCUCAGAUGGGAGCCGACUACAUACUCGCGGACCCCUCCGCCGGAGAGCACACACAUGGCAACACAGAUUCGGAGCACAGAGAAGGCCCAGAGACAAAGUCCCAGCAACUGGACUAGAUGGCCUUUCAGCCAGCGCUGAACAAGAGCACACAAGCGCUUGGGACUGGUACGGCGCUCACCUGCAGAGAGGUGGUCUUAUGAUCCCCAGGGGUGUCAGUCCGCCAUCAAUAGGCAUAGGUUAAGCAAGUAGAGGCACUUAAUACCCACUUGCCGCAUGGAGAUGAGCAAUAACCACCACUGGCUCACCUUUCCACUGCGUGCUCCCCGGGGGAGAUCUUACCCUAGGGUUCUACUGUUUUUUUACACUUUCCCCCCCUAGCAGUCACAUCAGUAAUACAACCAGCUCAGGAAAACACCCAGUUGCAGUGGAAAUUGUGCUUUAAUCUUUAUUUCCCCUUCUCAUUUUAACUCUGAUAAGUACAAAUGCCAGUCUAGCUAAUUUAGCAAGUCACACACUGCUCAGAACUAGCUACUACCAUGUCUAGCAAUUACAUCUGUAUGUUUUUUGUUUGUUUUUUUGGGGGGGGGGGUUCUCCUUCUUUCGUGGAAUUGUGCUUUAAAUCUUUAUUGCCUUGUUAUUUUAAAUUCCACUAUGUACAUAUGCCGGUCAAGCUAAUCUAGCAUCACCUAGUGCUCAUAUCCAGCUAUUGCCAUGCCUAGCAACUACGUUAGUGUGUAAAUAUGAUAUAUCCCAAUACUACGCCCUUGAGUACCCAGUGGCCCCCAAACUUUUGAGUUACUCAUAGUUCAGCAUGUCUCAUAACUAUCUCCUCGUUGACAAAGUUAAUGUCAGCCUACACUACUUUCGAUCACGCUUAUUGUCUGACCAUUCUCUGACAUAACCUGUAUUAACCUGUUAGUUACAUAAAAAUGUGCAAUUCUCUUAUAUGCCACAGAAUAAUGCAAUGUGAAAUGCCUUUACUUGUUAUCGUGGCCAAAUAUGCAUGUCUGUCAAACUUAUGCACACUAAAAAUAAAGAAUUAAUAAAAAAAUAAAAAAAACUACAGCUUCCGUGAUGCUUUGCCAUUCUAAAGGCAUGAAAAGCUUCAUAGGAGUUGUAGUUCUACAAAAUCUGGGGAUCUGCCUUUUGGGAACCCCUGGUGUAAGAUGUGGGAGACAAAUGAUCCGUAAUCCUUCAUAAACAUAUGCCCCUUUUGUUUUACUACUGCCUUUUCUUGCUGUUAUUAAUUUAAAGAGUGAGGGUGCAUUGGGACCAUGUAUAUUAUCUGGUCCUAUAUUGUUACCUGUUAGCACCAACAUUGCAGAAAGAGACUGAUUCAGUCCACUAUAUUGUAUUUCAUCACAUAAGCUUAUUAUUUAUAGGUGUUUGAUGAUAACUGUUUGACAAUCUUUCAUCUGUGGUUAACUUUUCCUUUCAAAGUGCCUCCAUUGUUUUCCCAUAAUUGUUAGCAAAUACAUAAUUUAAAAGAUAUUCUUGCAUGUACCCAUGUUGCAGGAGGAAGCAAUCUUUAGGCAACAAUCCUGAAAUGGCUAGCAUGCAUGGUAUUCCAGAAUUCCUAAUUUCUGGGUGCAUUUUGGAUGAUGCAAGUUUCUGCCAUAGCACUUGGGGUAGUGUAUCACAUGCACAGCCAUUUGUGGCCUCCAGGCACGUAGUGGUAUAGAGUAAGGAUGGUCAGAGAUCAUCAUUACAGAUGAUCUCCCAGUGGGCAGAACAGCUGCCAUGUUGAGAACAGGAUAGUGCUGGCAAAAAAGUUUAUUUUGAUUCCCAAAAUAGGGUCCUGAAUCUAAAAGUUAAAAGGAACAGCCUAACGCUAAGGAUUUAUUUGUAUUCGUGUCAUUCGUGUUUAUUUAAACUGAUUUGCUGUAACAUGGGAUGAGAGGGCUUGUGUCCUCGCUGCAUCGUAAUGUUUCAUGAUUAUACUCAGAGAGCCGCUGGCCGCUCUAAAGCACUGGUGUUUGAGGCAUUCAUAUAAUACAGCAGUAGAAAAUUAUCACUUCUAUCCUUGUUAGGGUUCCUGUCAUCAACUUGUUUUUGAUUGACUGAACAUAUUAAAGGGUGAGUCCAAACACUAUAACAACUUUUGCAUUGUUGCAAGGUCUAUGGUAUACAGAGUACUUUGCACCCACUGGAAAAUCUAAAGCUGCCGUAGAUUAUCUACUUGAGCGAUAUCUGUGAAAAGGAACCAAAGGAGACCCAGAUAAGUGUCAAACUGUUUAAAAAUGUGAAGACUCUUAACAUUGGGACUACAGAGGGCUCUAUUGUUUUAGAGUGCCCCUUUAAACUGUCCAAUAGUAACUUGUUCAUAAUCCUUUACUUUCUCUUUGCUUACUUUGAAAACCUGCCCUUGAAUGGCUGCAAUUAGGGCUAUUCACUUUGUGUACUUAUCAUCCUCCUGUUCUUUCAGGCGUAGAAAUUAAGUGUGGGUUUUUAGUUUUGUUUUUUUUACCCCUCUGCUUCAGAGUGGAUGAAAAGCAAGACUUCUUUGAAUUCCUACAUUCUUAGCAUUAUAUCUUAAAUACACAGGAAAUUGUCAUCAUUUCUCUUCUGUCUGCUGAUGUAUAUAAGGUACACCAGUGUGUGCUUUAUGGAUUAGUGCCAUAUUAUUUUUAUCAUCAGAAAAUGUAUAUCUAUAUUAUAGCUGCCACAGAAUGUAUAGUUUAAGCAGUGAUUAGCAACUGUUUUUUCCUGCUCAUUUGGAGUCCAACAGGCAACAUUUCGGCCUGUCUUUAUGAUGAAACCUUUUGAUAGAUAAAGAGAUGGGUAUUAACAAAAUAUUGUAUUUUGCCUGGGUUGUCACCGCUUUCUGUGAAAUGCUAGAGCCCUGUUUAACUGCCCCAUGUUCUGCUUGGAAUAGACCGAUUCCAUGUGGGAUCAGAGAGAAUUCCAGCUGCCCUUUGAAUGUCCUGGGAGUAAACACAAAUACAGGUGCAAUGAAGGGAUUUUCCUCUAGCAGACAGCUCGUUCAAUGAACCUCUGACAUCAGGAAGGAAUAAAAGGGAUUUAACUUUGUAGUUUCACUGAAACAUGCUACUUUCCACUGGAAAUCCUUGGGCAGUUUAAGCUUCAUUAAUCCCAGUCAUGGAAAAAAAAAAUUCCUUUAUCGCACUUCUAGUCCCGUGAGUAUUGUGCUCGGCAACAACAUGAGCUGAAUAUGCAAUGUAAAUAUGUAUUUGUUAUUCCUAGUUAAAUGCAAACUGUAGCCGCGUUUUGCUGAUCUCGAAAUCCUGAAAUUUAGCAGGUAUGUUAUAUGGAAUUCCUUGAGGUUUCUUGUAUGUUUAAUUGGACAACCAGGAAAGUUAAAUUCUUGCUAAAUUGUCUAGACUGGGAGUGAUUGAGUAGCAAUUUAACAAGAGAACACUUCAUUGAGAGGUUUGCUUGCACAUAGUUUGUGUGUAAAGUGAGCUCAUGAUGCGAUGUACUUUCCCUUAUUUAGGUCUUGCAAUUGCUGGUGAUACAGAUAUGGAUUUCUGCAAAUCUUUUGGCAGACUUUCUACAAACGACAGAGCCAACCCAUAUGUUCUAUAUUACUGAGAAAUGUAACAAAUCUUACUCCGCACUUCUGUUCCUUGGUUAUUGGAAACUAACUCGAGGUGCAAAUGUCAAAACGUAUUAAAAAUAAAAUAAAAUGGACACGAUGUGGGUGGCAUUAUAUGUUUGGUCAUGGGGAAACCUUUUUACGAAGAAGAUAUGCAUUGAAAUUGUUAGUUUUUUUCAUAUGUUACUUGGAAACAUUUGGAAUCAUUUAUUUUAGUUUAUCAUUCACUGUUCAAUAAAACCAAAUUAUGCUUUUCUAUUAUAAACUCACCCAUGGCAGCCAUUUUUAAAGGACACUAUUCUUUACAAAACACCAAAUUAUAGUGAAUAAAAUACUCAAACUGCAAAUUUUAGGAUAAAAGGCCAAGCUGAAUAUGAUAAUUUUUUGUUUUAUUUAUUAUUUCUCCUAAAUUUUGUAUUUUGGCCUAAAAUUUCAAAAUCCCUGGUGAAUUCUUAAUUCACAGUUUAGUGGUUUUGGGGGUGUUUUUGGUUUUUUUUGGAAGGGGGGGGGGGGCGGCUAAUACUCCACUUAUGCAUUGCGCUAUCCAGGCGAGUGUAUAUGUACACUUUUCUAAUGAUUUUAUAGUAAUUAUUUCUGGCAUAGAAUGGUAUGUUUAAAUGCCUAGGUCAUGACCACUAUGAGACCCAUGGUAAAUAUUAGGGGAUUAUAAUAUUUAAUUGGUGCUUGUGGGCAGUGUCACUAAUACAGCAUAUUGAAUGUCAUUAAACAUUAUUGUACUAAAGGCACUUUUAAGGAUUGUGCACUCACUGGUUUUAAAUAUCAACAUUAGUACUUUGUGUUCCUGUUACCAUCACAAAUUCUAAGCUACCUGUUUCAGCAGAUCUUGUUCUUUACAUAUUGGCAAUUGUAGGUCCGAAAGAGUGACCAUGCAGUUGGGGAUAUUGCCUCUUUUGGUUUGUAAAAUAGACUGCCCUAUAAAGACCACUUUUCAAUUUUAAAGGAUUAAUGGUAUUUAGGUCAAUGCAGCUUCCAUGCAGAGGAAUCCGUUUGAUGGGUUCUGUUUAAUAUAAACCUGUUGUCUAUUUACCAUCACAUAUACAUCUUUCCAUCUUUUCAUAUGCUCAUGGACUAUCAUGUCUGAAUGUACAAAGAGCUGCAAUUUUUUUUUUUUCUGGAUUUUAGGCAAACACUCAUUUUAUGGUUUUGUUUUUCACUGAGCCACAGAUGUCCUUCAUUAAAGGCAAUAAAUAUUUUUAUGUUUUUAAGUUCCAAAAUAGCUCUACAGGUCAUAAUCUGAAUUAGACGUCAUCGGCACUUAUUAAAAUAUUUGUAACUGCUGCAUUCCUGAAACCCUUGGAUCUAAUAAUCAAUUCUUUGUGACCAUACCAUUCUAUGUAGUUUGUUUGAAGUGUGGGCUUCGACAUGCAAAGAUCAUAUGCUCUAUAAUGUUUUUUUUCCUCACAAAGAAGCCAAUGAGGGAGGGGAGCGUGGAGCAAUAGCCUAACCUAGCUAACAUCUCUAAGCUAGCUCCAAUCCAAUUCAGCAGCAAAGCCUGAUUUUAUCCCUAAAUUGCGGAUAUACUUACCUCAUAUCCAGCUAUAUCCACCAGUGUUGAUAUGGGGAAGAAGGGAUAAGUAGUUCCUCCAGCGCUAUCUGGAUAUAUCUGGGAUCUUCUCUCACAAGGCGUUAAAUUAGCCCAUCCUAAAAGUGCAGUUUCACAUGGCCAGGACAAGAGGUACUCGAAAGAACCAUCACUGGAUGUCAUCGACUAGAUAUUGCAGAGUGGGGACUUAGAAGACACAUCUUCUGAGGAGGAAGAGAAUACGCUUGCCAAAAAAAAACAUUAAGUCAUUAUUGAAGGACAUUAGGCAACUCUUUGAUGCAGCUCUCUUCUUUUUAAGAGAAAACAUCCACACCUUAAUGGGCCAGGUGAAAUCCAGCAUCCUCACAAUGGUUAACUUACUCUACCGAUUUUUUUUCGGUCAUGAUUUUCAUUAAUGUUUCUCCUAAGAGAGUCCAAAGGCAAUCCAGUGUAGGAAUGGCCACUGAAGGCUUUUAGCAGUUCGUGUUAAUGUUUGGAAGCUGAUGAACAAUACAGAGUAGAGGUUUCAGUAGAGAGUAUUUAGAUCCCAUUACAUUAGCCGUAGCUAAGCCUGCUUAAUUCAUUCCACCUUUGUUAGGCUCUUUUAAUGUAUUUACCAAGAGUGACAGUGUAAACUAUCCUCUUUCCACAAACACCCCUCCCACCAUCACAGGACAGAGAACUCGCUAAUCCCUUCUCUCUUGUUAAUAAGUGCAGAAAGCAUUUCUUUUGAAGCAGCAGUGUUCAGACGUUUCAGUGACCGCUUAUUAUUUGUCUAUUUAAUAUCCAGCUAGAGAUUGUUGGCAUGUUUGAUUUUAGCUCGAGUGUAAAUCUGUGUAAUCUUUCCAUAAAUGCUCUGGAAAUCCUUUUAAGCUUCAAAAAGUCACAUUGUGCAGGUAACACAGUAAAAAUAUGAAACAAAUAAUUAUAAUUGGAUUACAAAAGGAAAGCAUUAACUUGCCUUUUACAGUUCUAAUUAAAUUGCAGAACUUGCACAGAUGAGUGCUACAGCUGAUAAAUCCCAAGCGGACUAGAAAGAGGCACCACAAAUUGGGAAACUCAUUCUGGUCUAUGAAGAUAUUUUUCUUUUGGUUUAGUUUUGACCCCAUAAAACUGCUCAAUGAACUAACAGUGGCUAUACCAUAGUUUUACAGACUGAGUUACACUUUUGUGAUCUUCCAAGUAGCCAACUGGUUAUGUGUGCAUUUAUAGGUUGGAGGGAGGUCCAUCUCAGAUGUCCAUGAGACCAUGAAUCUUAGACAAGAAAUUACAUCACUGGUUCAGGAGUUUUUACAAAUCAAUGCAUUUAUAAGCAUCAGUGGGCAUGGAGACCUUGGACCAAGUAACUAUGUGAACCAUGGCCUAUGCCAUGGAAAGUCGACCUUCAGCACUCCAGAUGUUGUUGACUACAUCCCCCAUAAUGCUGACAAAGCAUCAUGUGAUGUGCAGUCCAAAACAUCUGUUGCAAUAAGCCUAGGCUGCUAUGGUGCUUAACAAGUAGGUUGUUUGAAAAUGUCCUACUCCAGGCACUCUAAAAAGUUAAUGUAGGCACAUCCACCUCCACAUUUCACAAUAACAUUAAAGGGACACUAUAGUCACCUGAACAACUUUAGCUUAAUGAAGCAGUUUUGGUGUAUAGAACAUGCCCCUGCAGCCUCACUGCUCAAUCCUCUGCCAUUUAGGAGUUAAAUCCCUUUGUUUAUGAACCCUAGUCACACCUCCCUGCAUGUGACUUGCACAGCCUUCCAUAAACACUUCCUGUAAAGAGAGCCCUAUUUAGGCUUUCUUUAUUGCAAGUUCUGUUUAAUUAAGAUUUUCUUAUCCCCUGCUAUGUUAAUAGCUUGCUAGACCCUACAAGAGCCUCCUGUAUGUGAUUAAAGUUCAAUUUAGAGAUUGAGAUACAAUUAUUUAAGGUAAAUUACAUCUGUUUGAAAGUGAAACCAGUUUUUUUUUUCAUGCAGGCUCUGUCAAUCAUAGCCAGGGGAGGUGUGGCUAGGGCUGCAUAAACAGAAACAAAGUGAUUUAACUCCUAAAUGACAGUGAAGUGAGCAGUGAAAUUGUAGGGGAAUGAUCCAUACACUAAAACUGCUUUAUUUAGCUAAAGUAAUUUAGGUGACUAUAGUGUUCCUUUAAAUUCCUGGUAUGGUUAUAUAAAAAAACACUAUAGUGCUAGGAAAACAAACCUGCAUUCCUAACGCUACAGUGUCCCUAUCUACUGUUUAACUCGCCCAGUGCAGCAGAAGCAUCUCUAGUGUCAGUAUGACCUCUACUAGAGGCUUGUUUAACCCUUCAUGGUAAACAAUGCCAUUUCUGCAAAAUGUGUUUUCACCUUGAGGGGUUAAGCAUUCAGAACCACUGUACUCAGACCUAAUUGAGAUUAAGUGGUCUGAUUCACUUUAGUGGUUCUAUAAAGGACCACUAAAGUCACAGACGCCACUUCAUCUCAAUGAGGUGGCUUGGGUGCAGUGGUUCUUUAGUGUCCGUCAGGAUUCCCUUUUAUUUCUGAAGUUGUGUCCUUAAGGGGGUAAACUUUUUUUAUUUUAUUUUUUAUGUACAGGUUUGUAUUUCUAAAGCUUUAGUGUUCUUUUAAGCUCAGGGAGUGUCUGUCUCUUUUAACCAAAGUCUGUCAGACUAGUACAUCUUCAAGCGGUAGCUGUUGAACAAUAGCUGUUCCAGAAUGAAACUAUGUUGCAGCAAAGAGUUUAGUAUAAUAUCACUCCCUUGUUUUCCCAUAUCUGGGCAGAUUAAAGACUUUAUAGUAACUUUUACAUGCAACAAUUGUAUCUACAAGAUCUAAUAACAGGGCAAGUAGAAAACCAAAUGCUUACAGAGGCUCCAGAAUUACAAUUUAUGUAACUGCCAAAACCUGUAUAUAUGUAUAUAGAUCGUAUACUUUGAUAAGAAGGGAAACCUAAUUGAUUUAUUACAUCAUAAUAAUAAUCUCUUUGAAGUAUCGCCUGAAACCUAUUUAUGUGAGCAAUAUUUCAGGCGACAGGUUAGAGACGAGUGAUCCAAGAGGGAAUAUAAAAUCCAUUUUAAUGAUCCAUGGUAGUAGAAACUCUAGCGGUGGUUAAGCAGUAGCACUAAGGCUUACAUGACUUAAACCAUUAUUCGCUUUCUUAUAAAUUAUUCAUCAACUUGAUGUGAGUCGGGAAGUUGGAACAUUCAUUUUAGACAUGGAGCACAAAGCCUUACUUUAACACCCAUAAAAAAAUUAUGCAAAUGAAGUGAUGCUGCUUGGUAAGACUAUCCAUCCUGUGGUCUAUGAAUAUUAUUUUAAUGUUUCUUUAUUUUUAUUAUCCUGACCUUUGUAAUCACCAGUGGGUGUAAUGCACAAAUUUUUCUAAUCCUGUGGCAUGGGUGAACUCAUAGUUGGCUGCAGUAAUGUUUAACUCUGUGCCAGAGAAAUGGUCAACUUAAUGUGACAUCCCUCUGGCUUCUAAAUGGUGACAGUUACGGAGCCAUGUUAAAGAGUGCAUCACAUUGUUUGUUAAAUUACUGAAAAAACGUUUGCUAGAAAUCAGAGUGAUGCACACCUGGGACUUGUUUCUGUGGUUUUUGGUAAAAUGUAGCCAUACAGCACUAAUGCUAUUGGAGUUACUAAAUAACCUCCAUUUAUUUAAAUAUGCAUAGGGCUAGUGCAGAGGUAACUUUUUUUUUUCCUUAUUGGUUUUGUAUGCAUUAGGGCUGAUGUGUGCUGUGGCCGUUGCUGCCACCCAGGAGUUUGAGCGCAGGACUUGUUUUUGUAUAUUUGUAUUCACUUUUGCAUCACACAGUCAUGUUACAAUCCAGCCACCCAUCCCAUGUGUUUCCUAUUCAGGGUUAAUAAGUAGGCAAGAUAAUGUAUCUUGGACGUAAAAACCCAAGGGCAGAGUACAGAAUAUUUGCUAGAGUCCUAACCUCAACAUCUGAGGAAAGGGAUUUAGGGGUGAUUAUUUCUGAUGACUUUAAGGUAGGCAGACAAUGCAAUAGAGCAGCAGGAAAUGCUAGCAGAAUGCUUGGUUGUAUAGGGAGAGGUAUUAGCAGUAGAAAGAGGGAAGUGCUCAUGCCAUUGUACAGAACACUGGUGAGACCUCACUUGGAGUAUUGUACGCAAUACUGGAGACCGUAUCUCCAGAAGGAUAUUGAUACUUUAGAGAGAUUUCAGAGAAGGGCUACUAAACUGGUUCAUGGAUUGCAGGAUAAAACUUACCAGGAAAGGUGAAAGGAUUUUAACAUGUAUAGCUUGAAGGAAAGUAGAGAUGGGGGGAUAUGAUAGAAACAUUUAAAUACAUAAAGGGAUUCAACACAGUAAAAGAGGAGACUAUAUGUUUAAAAGAAGAAAAACUACCACAACAUUAUGACAGGGAGACAUAGGAGAAUUGUGUGUGUUAAGUGUGCCAUGUGUCAGUGAAUGUGUACAGCCAUACAACAUUUGCUGAUGCCAUUACUCCUGAAAUGAUGACAUUUUCCCCUAUACUUGUAUGAGUUAAUAGCCAAUGAAAUGAUAUAAUGGAUAAAAUACAUUUUAUUUUGAAAUGAAAAGGACUAUUUAAGCACCACAACAGCGUAUGCUUAUUAUAUAGUUUAUGGUGCUUGGUGCAUGGAUGUUCCUUGUCACCGUACACAGUUGCUAAUCACUGUAUACAAAAAUCACUGCAGCUAUUAGACUAUAUUUAUUCCUCUGCCAGAUGAAAUAUUUAUAAACAGUGCACACACUGUUCAGAUCCCUACUUCCCCUGACAGACUGUGUUAGAAGAGCCUGGGCAAUGGCUGCUCGGUUCGGUGAUCCGUUACAGCUCAGUUCACAAAGCUAAACAGAACUUUCAUUAAAAUUGAUAGCAGUCACAUUGUGGCUACUAACUGCUUAUUUAGCAGUUCUAUUCAUCUGCUAUGAAAAGACCUUCCCUCAAGUAUAUAUCCCAUAAAACCUUGAGCAGAAGACUGUGUUUUUCCUCUCCUUCAAAACACACACUACUCUUGGGUGGCAGCAAUGGCUAUUCACCAGUCCAAUUAUAUACGCAAUAUAAAUUCAGAAAAUCUACCGGCACACUAUCCCAAAUCGAUAUGUUAAUGUAUAUUAAUAUUAUUAUUGCCAUUUAUGUAGCGCCAACAGAUUCCGUAGCACUUUACAAUAUUAUAAGAGGGGGGAUGUAACUAUAAAUAGGACAAUUAAAAGAAAACUUACAAAAACAAUAGAUUGAAGAGGACCCUGCUCAAACGAUCUUACAGUCUAUAUAAAUGAUUUUUGGGGUAUUGCUACAGCCAUUCAAGUGUAAGCUCACCUGCCAACGUCAAGGCAAACCUCUUGAGUGAGUUUUAUGUAAACCGUUUACCAUUUGCUGCUUUCAGCCAAAAGGCAGAAUCUUCUCUCCUAUUAGCGAUUUCUGUCUGAUUUAAGUAGAUAGUGAUUUGGGAUCGUGCACAGGUAAACUGUCUGGCUUUUUAUUGAAGGAAAGAAGUUUUGGGAAUAAAUUCAGAUCCUUUAGACUAGACUGAGAGCUUUCUGACUAGCAGAAUGACUUCUUACUUAGCUUGCCGUGCAUGUGUGCAGUUGCAGGAACCAAAAUUAAAUUUACAUAAAUAAAACUGUAAUCUAUUUAAGUCAUCUUUACAAUUUUGUUUCCUUUCAUUGAUAUAUAUAUUUUUUUAUUUUUCUACUCUAGAUCUUAUGUAAUGGCCCUGGCACUUGUGUUCCGGUUUGCUUGUCUGCGCUUCUUCUUGGGAUCAUUGGCAUCAAGAAAACAAUCAUCAUUUAUGUUGAAAGUAUUUGUCGCGUGGAAUCAUUGUCCCUAACCGGACAAAUCCUCUAUUAUUUUUCAAAUGUUUUUAUCGUUCAGUGGCCUCUCUUAAAGGACAAAUAUCCAAAAUCUAUAUAUCUAGGACGAUUAGUUUGACUUCCAAAAAAACAUAAUAAAUAUAAUUGCAAAUCCAGCAUUUUCGUACAAAACAGGAGGUUUGCAGUUUGUGUUGACCAAAUCUUAUGGGACCAGAUAAAUAGGUCGGAAUCCAUAUAGUCUCCAAAACACAGUUAACAAAAUACCUUAUGUGAUUUUGUGAAUGUGGCCAACCUCAAAUUACUGUAAGGAAUCUGAGUUUACUCAAGUCUCCUCAUAGCUUUUAUUUACCAAGCAAAACAGAAGGCAGCAAAGAAAUAUCUCACACAAAAGCAGCAGGGUAAGCAGUCUGAAAUAUUGGGAUUUUUUUUUUUUAUAAAUGUGUAUUUUUUUUUAAUUCAGUAUAUAAAUGGGAUGAUAAAAUGUAGUGGUAUUUAGGUCGACUGUUUUCCCAAUCUGGCGAUUAUCAGCACUUUUUUCUCCGAUUAACAAAGCUACAAUCACUGCAACAGAGAAAAGAUAUAUAGUUUCCAUGUGUUUAACUAAGAGUAAAGGCUAAAAUAGAUAUUUAAAGGUCUGUUAAGUAUUAGAGGAGUAAAGAAAAAUAAAGCCUUUAACAUGUGCCUAUUGAGUAGGAAGUUCAAUUUUUUUUCCCCAUUUUAAUGUGCUUAAAUGAUCACUAACAUAUUCUCUGCAGGUUACUCGAUAUGCACAUUAUUCAAAGUACAAUUUGCACCUUAAUGCAAAUUAGUUGUAAUGUUCCAAGGGAAGAGAACUAUUACCACGUAUGAUGUGAGUGAAGUCCCUUCUGGUUACACUGUGUAUUUGUUUUAUGUAUAAAUUGACUUGCGGUAGUGGGCCUGAUUACUUAUGCUAAUAGAGCUUCUGAAAAGCUUGGAGUGUGCAGCCUCCUACACAUAAAUAUGAACCUUGGACCUUGCAGAGGAGCAGAGGAAAUGGCUAUUGAUUCCACAUAGCUCAGCAGGAUAUAUGAUCUGUACCAGAGCAGUAAUACAGCUACUGACUGUAUCUGGGGGGGUUAUGGCUGCUCUGUUGCAUUAAUCAUAAGAUGUCUGUUUUUUUUAUUUUUUUUAUUCAUUUAUUUUUUGUUUUUGUUUUGCCUAGUCAGCGGAGGAUUGUUGUAUGCGCAUGGCUAUAUCUCAUUGACCAUCAUAGUUUGAAUCCUCUAUAUUAAAUUUUAUCUUUGUGAUACAUUGUCUCUGUCAUGCAUGAUGAGUGAAUGUUCUGGCUGGUAAAAUCACAGAAUUAUAUAGCUAUGACUCAUAAUAGGGAUCUGUGGUUUCACCUAUUAUUUGCUGAAAUUGUCUGUCUGUCGUAGUUUAUAGUUGGAGGUUUGGAUUACAUAUGGGUUGACUUAUUAAAGGGACAUACGUCACUUUGAGACAAUUGUCUCAUUCAAAAGCUUUAGUCUCACUAUGCAGGCUGGAAAAAGCAGAUAAAUGUUUGUUUGUUUUUUCUUGUUUAAUAUUUACCUACUUCUUUUUUAUGCUUUCCACACCCACUCCUGGGAUGACACUGAUAUAACCAGUCAGUGUCCUAUCCCUAGGAAUGCUGGAAAACUGGACUUGGCAUGGCUGACAGAUUGACACAAUAGUGAAGGUGGAAGAUCUCUUCACCUUACAAUAUCGUGACGGAGAGAAGAGAGGGAGUCCGAUCAAUUUGAUUCAUGCAGGGCAAACUCCAGUGUUUGCUUUCUCUCUCUUGCUGCACAAUGGUGUCCUGUUUCUGUCAUUAGUGGACUGGUCUGAAACUGAGAUGGGUAGGUAAGAGGGGGCUGAAGAAACUCCUCUUAACUGAGAGGCAUGCUCAAUAAUGCAAUCUGACCAAGUUAAUAAUAAGUUUGUAAGUUUUAAAUAUUUUUUACAUUUUUUCUUGCUUUAUUUUGGUUUGUAUAUUUGUUUUAAAGUGUUUGCUUGCUUGCUUAAAACAUAAUUAUCCUGGGAUGCAUGUCACUUUUUUAAUUAAAUCGAUGGGUAAAGAGGCCUAAACAGUUAUCUUUGUUUUAUUUAUUAUAAAUAUUAUUUAUGUACGUUAUGCAUUCUGCACACAAAAAACUGACUUAUGAUCAAAAUCCAGGGGGAGUAUAAGGAAAUGUGGGCUAGUCUUGUGUUACUCCAUCAAUAUGUUUUAGCUGCACUAAAUCACUGAAUUAUUUAUAACGAGUCACCAAAUAUUUGUGCUGUGCAAUAGAAUGAGGAAACUAACACAUUACAAUCAUUUGACCAUAGGAUAAUUUGUGUUCUUGAGAGCUCACGGUUGUAAGAAAUUAGAUUAGCCAAUCUGUGUAAAAUUGGUCCAUUCCUAGCGUGACUAAUCCAUACUAAUACAUUUUCUUUUUAGUGACAUUAAACCUUUCACAUCAUUUUUCACAUUUAAAAUAGUGGGCAAAAUUAUAAAUACACUUUGCUUUGUCUGGGAAUAUUAAACAUGAAAUGUGCAGUUCUGGCAUUGUUUAAAGAAUCGUGCAGUCUUUAUUUCCCUUAUCACAAUGCAUAUCUCUCUUCAUCAUUCAUAGCACUGAUCGGUCCAUAAAUAAUUCCUGAGUAGGAAUUUUUAUGCUUUCAGCAUUAGCACCAUAUUCUAAGUAAGAGAUGGGAGCAGAACUGUGAGUUAGGGGGCAUGAUGAACAUUUCAAAUAAGCAAC
Molecule: messenger RNA, 35696 nt
Organism: Pelobates cultripes (western spadefoot toad)
Lineage: Eukaryota; Metazoa; Chordata; Amphibia; Anura; Pelobatidae
Source: the annotation of a GenBank genome assembly